Messenger RNA from Lycium ferocissimum, 1838 nucleotides. RefSeq names its product 3-ketoacyl-CoA synthase 11-like. Bases 249 to 1808 code for a protein of 519 amino acids. NCBI's taxonomy places the organism in Eukaryota, Viridiplantae, Streptophyta, Magnoliopsida, Solanales, Solanaceae. The record is from RefSeq and is a predicted model, not a curated record. The transcript has 3 exons. Gene Ontology annotation, cellular component: membrane. Gene Ontology annotation, biological process: fatty acid biosynthetic process. Gene Ontology annotation, molecular function: acyltransferase activity, transferring groups other than amino-acyl groups.
ACCAUUUUUUUCCCAACACAUCUCAAACUCUAUAUUUUGUUCAAUCUCUACAUCAAUUUUUUUCACUUGGGUAUCUCAAAACAUCAAGUUUUCUAACUUGGGUAUCUCUUAUUCAUCUAAACAAAAUUUUUUUUCAUUUGUCUAUCUCUUAUUUCAUCUAAAAAUAAGUUCUUUUCACUUGGCUAUAUCUUAUUUCAUCAAGAAAAAUCCAGAGAAAACCUCGCAAUUUCUCUUAUCAUACUUUAACAAUGGGGGAUGAGAAAAACAAGAAUCCAGUGAGCUCUGAGAAUGCGAGAAUUUCGGUUGAAGCAAAAAUUCUUCCUAAUUUUCUUCAAUCAAUUAGGCUCAAAUAUGUGAAACUUGGGUACCAUUAUUUAAUCAGCAAUGCUAUAUACCUGUUUUUAGUUCCUGUUUUGGGAGCUCUUUUAGUACAUGUUAUGACAAUUUCUGUUGAGGACUUAGUACAAUUAUGGGAUAAGUUAAAAUUCAAUCUUGUCACAGUAAUUUUAUGCUCAGCGUUAGUGGUUUUCUUGGGGACACUUUAUUUCAUGACAAGGCCUAGGAAAGUGUACUUAGUGGAUUUUUCAUGUUACAAACCUAAACCUGAUCUUAUGUGUACUAAGGAGCUUUUCAUGGAUAGAUCAAAACAAGCCAGGAGUUUCACCGAGGAGAAUUUGGCCUUCCAGAAAAAAAUAUUGGAGCGGUCAGGAUUAGGACAAAAGACGUAUUUCCCCGAGGCACUCGUAAGGGUCCCAGCGGAACCUAAUAUGGCCGAGGCGAGGAAGGAGGCUGAGCUGGUGAUGUUUGGUGCCAUCGACGAGCUAUUGGCGAAAACCGGGGUGAAGGCUAAGGAUAUCGGGAUACUUGUGGUGAAUUGUAGCUUGUUUAAUCCAACACCAUCACUUUCUGCUAUGAUUGUUAACCAUUACAAGCUGAGGGGAAAUGUUAUGAGCUAUAAUCUUGGUGGUAUGGGUUGUAGUGCUGGACUCAUUUCUAUUGACCUUGCCAAACAACUAUUGCAGGUGAAUCCUAAUUCAUAUGCACUUGUAGUGAGUAUGGAAAACAUAACACUCAAUUGGUACUUUGGCAACAAUAGAUCAAUGCUUGUCUCAAAUUGCAUAUUCAGGAUGGGUGGUGCUGCAAUUCUUCUGUCAAACAAAUCAUCAGACCGUCGUCGUUCCAAAUACCAACUCAUCCACACAGUACGUACACACAAGGGCGCGGAUGACAGGAGCUACGGUUGUGUGUUCCAAGAGGAGGAUGAUAAGAAGAAUGUCGGUGUUGCCCUAUCGAAGGACCUAAUGGCUGUUGCAGGGGAAGCACUAAAAACCAACAUCACGACUCUCGGGCCAUUAGUCCUUCCUAUGUCCGAGCAACUCCUUUUCUUCGUGACAUUAGUCGCGAGAAAAAUCUUCAAGAUGAAAAUCAAGCCUUAUAUACCCGACUUCAAGCUGGCGUUUGAGCAUUUCUGCAUACACGCUGGUGGAAGGGCCGUGCUGGAUGAGCUCGAGAAGAAUCUCGAGCUCAGCCAGUGGCACAUGGAGCCAUCAAGAAUGACGCUUUACAGGUUUGGAAACACAUCAAGUAGUUCAUUGUGGUAUGAAUUGGCUUAUACUGAAGCUAAAGGGAGGAUCAAGAAAGGAGACAGGACAUGGCAAAUUGCAUUUGGCUCUGGAUUUAAAUGUAACAGUGCCGUGUGGAGCGCUCUAAGGACGAUUAAUCCUGCUAAAGAGAAGAAUCCAUGGAUGGAUGAGGUUCAUGAAUUCCCAGUUGAAGUGCCCAGAAUUGUGACAAUUGGUGAUUCUUGAAUAUAAUUUUAACUUUCCACACCAGCAAAA